Molecule: messenger RNA, 8182 nt
Organism: Centruroides sculpturatus (bark scorpion)
Lineage: Eukaryota; Metazoa; Arthropoda; Arachnida; Scorpiones; Buthidae
Product: mediator of RNA polymerase II transcription subunit 12-like protein
Exons: 41
Coding region: 76-7104 (2342 amino acids)
Biological process (GO): regulation of transcription by RNA polymerase II
Cellular component (GO): mediator complex
Molecular function (GO): transcription coactivator activity
Source: RefSeq, a predicted model, not a curated record
CCGCUGUACAUGAUAACAUGAAUGACAAAAUGAGCUAUCUAGCAAAAUGCUGGAGAUAAAGCUGGACAUGACAAAAUGGCGGCAUUUGCUUGGUUGUUUGAGAAGAGACCAUUGAAACGUCCCAGAUUAGGACCUCCCGAUGUUUAUCCGCAAGAUCCAAAACAAAAAGAGGAUGAACUUACGGCAGUUAAUGUUAAACAGGGAUUCACUAGCACACCACAUAUUGCAGAUGAGUAUGGAUCAGCUCGUAAUGCAAAUAUUACAGCUGCAAAAUUUGGAGCAUUUUUCAGUGCCAUUCUUACUAAGAAACAGGAACUCAAUACAUUCCAAGAUUCAGGACGUAAAAGACAACAAAUUAAUCCUAAAGAUAAUUUUUGGCCAGUCACUGCAAGAUCAAAAAAUGCCAUUGAAGCUUGGUUUAAAGAUUUAGCUGGAUCUAAACCACUUACAAGCUUAGCAAAAAAGGUUCCUAUUUCAAAUAAAAAAGAAGAAAUUUUUAUGACAUUAUAUGAAUUUUCUGUUCCAACAAUGAGAGCUGCUUGGUUUAUUAAAAUGUCUUCUGCUCAUACAGUAGCAAUUUCAGAAGCAAAAAUAAAGAAACGCCAACUUCCUGAUCCUUCUCAAGAGUGGACUCAAGCAUUGUGUAAAUUUUUACGGGAACAACUUCAAAAAUUAGCAGAACAUUAUCAUAGUAGCAUUGCUUUAGGUAGUGCAUCAAAUACUACAACUACAUCUAUGGGUUCUGGUAGUAAUAGCAAUGUUAUUGGUUCAAGUUCUACAGGAUCAAAUUCUCUGAAUGUAUCAGUAGAUGUUGCAUAUAAACAUUGGCAGUAUAUUUGUCAAUUAGCAAGACAUUUAUUUGAAGAGGGCUUACUUGAUAGACAGGAUUUUCUGUUAUGGAUAUUAGAACUUUUAGAGAAAACUAAAUGUCCAGAUGAUCCAAUUAUGAAAUUAAUUAUGCCAUUGGUACUUCAGUAUGUGGAUGAAUUUGUUCAUUCAGAGCUCUUAUCUCGUCGUUUAGCACAUCACUGUGCUAGAAAAUUAAAUCAAUUAAUAAGUGAAUAUCAUGCUAAUUCUUCAAGAUGUCAGAGUCCAUUAAUGAAUACAUCAAAUGGGUUUUCUAUGUCCCCUACCCCAACUCAAACAUCAUUUAAUCCAUUAACUGCAAGUAUUGCAGAAUUUCUUGGAUGCUCUCAUCAUCGAAGUAUUGUUUUAGGUCUUUCGGCAGUUAUUCAGAUCCGUGCUGAACUUAGACAAGCAGAACAACAAAUUCAGCAAAGAGGUAGAGCUGCUGAAGUUAGAUGGUCUUGUGAUAAAUGGCAGCAAACUGCUGCAGCCUAUUUUAGUUUUCUUCAUAACAUAUUUAAUAUCCGUGCUGAACUUAGACAAGCAGAACAACAAAUUCAGCAAAGAGGUAGAGCUGCUGAAGUUAGAUGGUCUUGUGAUAAAUGGCAGCAAACUGCUGCAGGUGCUACUAUUCAACGUGUUCUUAAUGCUCUAGAUACCUUGGAUCGCCAUUUUUUUAAUAAAGUAGAUGUGGGAAAUUCUUUAGACACAUUAUAUGCUAAAAUAUUUCCAGCAGUAAGUGAAAGAGAUCAGAAUCUAACUGGUGUAAAUACAGUUGCUGAAAUACUGAUUCAAGAUGAACCCAUUGUUCGUUUAUUAUGUGAAUGGGCAGUCACUACUAAACGAAGUGGAGAUCAUCGUGCCUUAGUUGUUGCCAAACUUUUGGAAAAAAGACAGAGUGAUUUAGCAUCAGAGCAGAAAUAUACAGAUACAGAACUAGCUGAUGAAAAAGAUUCUCAAGAUUCAACAGGUUUGGGACCAUUAGGAAUUCCAUUUUAUCAAAAUCUAUUAGUGUCUUUUUUGGACACACAAGCUCCUGUUAUUGAUGAGAAAUCUUCAAGUGGAAAUAGAACAGCUUUCUCUAAUCUUGUUCUGCUGUUUGCUGAAUUGAUUCGCCAUGAUGUUUUUUCUCAUGAUGCUUAUAUGUGUAAAUUGGUUUCAAGGGGUAGUUUUUCUAGUACAACAAAUCAACAAGUAGCAACAGUUCCAAAUAAUAUUCAAACUGUAAACAAGCCUCUCUUUAUGCAUGAACCAUCCCUUACAGGAUUUAUGCAUGAUCCUUCUCGUGGACUUUCUCCUGCUCCAGGUAGUGCUGGAUAUAUUGGAAUGACUAGUUUAAGUAUUGCUGGCUUGAAUGAUUCAAGUAGACCUCCAGAACCAUUGCCUAUGUUUGAACCUCCUGAUCAUCGACCUGAAUCAAUUAAACAUGAGAAUGCUGUUAUUGUUUUAGAUGAGAAAUCUUCAAGUGGAAAUAGAACAGCUUUCUCUAAUCUUGUUCUGCUGUUUGCUGAAUUGAUUCGCCAUGAUGUUUUUUCUCAUGAUGCUUAUAUGUGUAAAUUGGUUUCAAGGGGUAGUUUUUCUAGUACAACAAAUCAACAAGUAGCAACAGUUCCAAAUAAUAUUCAAACUGUAAACAAGCCUCUCUUUAUGCAUGAACCAUCCCUUACAGGAUUUAUGCAUGAUCCUUCUCGUGGACUUUCUCCUGCUCCAGGUAGUGCUGGAUAUAUUGGAAUGACUAGUUUAAGUAUUGCUGGCUUGAAUGAUUCAAGUAGACCUCCAGAACCAUUGCCUAUGUUUGAACCUCCUGAUCAUCGACCUGAAUCAAUUAAACAUGAGAUACCUUGGGAUGCUCAUAUGGAUAUGGAUGAUGCACGUAUUGAUGCUGAUUUAGAUAAAUUGUUACAAAAUAUUAAAGAAGGUCAGCAAAAUAUGACAGAUCAACCCGACAUUCUUCUUCCAGAUUCCGUGGGAUCAGACAAAGAUGACAUGAAUCCCUUAAAUGCCUCCACCCCCUUGGCCCAUCCUCCUCUUGUUCCUAGUUGUCCAAGUGUUGGAGAUGGCGUCCUUGGUGGUAUUGGAAGCAGUAGCAGCAGUAGCAAUGGUGGUGGGUCGACCACAGUGAAUAGUACAUUUCGUCAUCUUCUCUACACUACCCAUUUCCCAUUGCCUCAAGACGAAUCUUCGUAUCACGAUUGCAAUCAACGGCAUAUUUUACUAUUUGGAGUUGGAAAAGCAAGAGACGAAGCUCGUCACGUCGUAAAAAAGGUGACUAAAGAAAUCAUGAAACUCUUUAGCAAGAAAACGUGCAUGGAUAUUGCAGAUGGUGCUAAAAUUAAAAAACAUGCUAAAGAAGGUUUCAGUUUCGAUUCUGUAGUAGCACGAUUUCAAAGUCUUUCAUAUUUUGAUCAACAUGUAGUCACAUUAUCUUGUGCUUCUUCAGUUGUUGAAAUGUUGAAUUCUUUUGCACUUGGAAAUUCCAGUUAUUUGCCACUUGUGGAAUACAUUUCUUUUCUAUUUGAAUUGAUGGAAACUGCCCUAAACAUUCAUGGAUUAAUUGAAUUUACAAUUCAGCUUCUCAGAGAAUUAGUUGAAGUAGAGAAUCAGUUAUCUCAAAAAGGUUCAAUAGUAGCUGGAUCUUAUGCUACUUCACUUGGUCUUUUUAUUGUUGGUGUACUAUACAAAUAUCACUGUUGUUUAUUAGUUUCUCAAGAACAAACAUGUGCUUUGUUUGAAGGUUUAUGCAAAAUCACAAAGCAUGUUUCUGAUCCUGCUGAUUGCAGUUCUGCGGAAAGAUGUAUUCUUUGCUACCUUUAUGAUUUAUAUGCAUGUUGCUCUUUCCUAAGGACAAAAUAUUCUGAAUUAUUUGGUUUGGUGAAUCCAAAAAUUGAAGAAGCUUUAUAUGUGUCACAUGAACCUUCGGCUCUUAAUCUUUUGUGGAAUACAACAUACAUGAUUGAUUAUAUAAAUAAUCCAAGAAUGAAAGUUGAUCCGCAACAGAUUAAACAGCUGAAUGAAAAUGCUUCUUCACGCUACAGUUUUGUAUGUAAUGCAGUACAUAGUAUAUCUGAUGCAAGAGAUGCAGAUAGGCUGAAUGAAAUAUCUGUGUUAUGUGCAGAACUGACAGCAAAUUGUAAUGCUUUAAGUGCGGAAUGGUUAGGAGUUUUACGAGCUUUAUGUUGUUCAUCAAAUCAUGGAUGUGGAUUUAUUGAUGUGUUGACACAAGUAGAUGUAGGUGAUUUAUCCAUCCAUGACAAUUUAGCUGUUUUUACAUCUAUAUUAGUAGCACGACGAUGUUUUUCUCUCCAAGAUUUUGUUGUACAUGUUGCUUUACCUUCUUUACGCUCUGCAUGCCCAGCAGGAGGAGUAGAUCAAGAUGCCGAAUCUGGUGCUCGUCUUACCUGCCAUCUGUUAUUGCGACUUUUAAAGACAGUAGAAAUAAAUUGUGUAUCUUACUUGCUACCUUCUGGGCCUGUUUAUCAUUUAGGAACAUCCCCAGGACCUCUACUAGCAUCUAAUACUGCCCGUCCCAUGUAUCUAAUCAAAUCACCUUGUGAUCGCCAACUUUUGUCAGCUGCUCAUAAUAGAAUGCUUGUGGAAGUUGUGUUAGCAGUUUUAAAAGGCAUUUUAGAAUUGAUUAGUGAUUCAAAUUCAGAAGGCAGUGAGACAAAAGCAAGGACAGAUAUUACUCAAAACAAAGGUGAACUUAGCAUUAAAGAUAUUCUAGGACCAAUAGAUGAUGCAGAUUUUGAUUUAUCGAUGCCCACUUCAUUAGGAAGACCAGCUGGUUCUGGCAUAAGUGGUGGAUCAUGUGGCAUGGAAACAGCAGGGCUUAGCGAAUUUGCUAAACACGUUUUACGUCAAAUAUGUAGUCAGGAGUGGAUUCGAGAACUUUGUCUUCGAGAUCCUGAUCUUCUAUGUAGUCAAGAUCUUUCAGUAAAUUCUGUACUUUCUCCGCAGCAGGCUAGACAACUACUUCAAAUGAUUUGCCAUCCAAAAGUAGAAAUUAAUAUUGGAAAUGAAGAUUCAGUUGAUCAGCGCCAAAUGAUCACAAAUAUCCUCCAGAAUUUAGAUCUUUGGACGCUGCAAGUGUCAUGGCUUGAACUUCAGCUUAUGUAUCAACACGUUUUACGAAAUGAAAAUGCACAAAGCCCUAAUGAUGUAAAUGGAUGGUUGGAAACUGUUGCUCGUGCAACAAUUGAUGUAUUUCAGUUAAUAAGUGAAGAAAAUGCGGGUAAAAUUUGUAAUAAUGGUGUUGGCGAUCCUGUUAUAAGUACAUCAAAAUCUAAUCAUAGAGAUUCUGAUAAACCUGAAAGAAUAUGGUUGAUUGCACCUUUAAUAGCAAAGCUUCCUGCAGCAGUACAAGGCAAAGUAUUGAGAGCUGCAGGACAAGUAUUAGAAAGUGGAAGUUGGUCAUCUGCAUCAUCUUCAUGGUCUUCUUCUUCUUCAAAAAAUAAAGAUAAAGAUAAACAAGUUCAGAAAAGCUCAUCUCUCUUAAGUCAUCAACCAUUUCUUUCGUUAGUUUUAAUGUGUCUUAAAGGUCAAGAUGAACAAAGAGAAGGAUUGCUUAAUUCUUUAUAUUCUCAGCUGUCUCAAUGUCUUCAUAUUGCUAAAGAUGAUAAACAUGGAGCAGAAGACAUAAAAAUGAAACAGUCAAUGCAAGAAGCACUUCAGUUACGCUUGAGUCUAGUUGGUGGUAUGUUUGAUAUGAUUCAAAAAAAUAGUUCUCAAACAACUGAAUGGGCAGUAUUAUUAGUUCAAUUAAUCAGCUAUGGAGUUGUUGAUCCACAAACAAAUUAUUUAGGUUUACAAGUUGCUGAAACUCAAAAAGUAAGUCCAUGGGAUUUAUUAGAAGGCCACAAAAAUCCAGCACCAUUGUCGUGGGCUUGGUUUGGUGCAGUUCGCUUAGAAAGAAAGCCUUUAAGGCAAGAAGAAGGUCAUAGAUUAUUGCUAUGGCAUACUCAUUCUCUUAAAAAAUCCAGCAGUUAUUAUCUUGAUCCACCUCCAUUACCUCCUGAGGAUCUUGAUCCAUGCCCUGAAAAACAGCUUCCACCAGUUUGUUUGGUAGAAGAAAUUAAAAGAGGACGUGAGACUCCAAGUGAACAAUCUCCUCGUGGUGGUGCAAAGAAACCAAAAACUCAAAGAAGAAGAAGACAGGCAAAAAUGCCAAAUGGACAGCCAACCCAUGCCAUUCGACCUGGUAUUGGUUUUCCUGAUCAGUUAAUGGCAUAUCCUCAACCCACUCAUCAACCCUGGUAUGGCCAACAACCUCCAAUGCAACAACCAGCAUAUUACUCACCUCAGCAACCACUACCUCCAGCAGGUCGUUUUGAAAGACCAAUGUCACAAUCAAAAGCUGCUCUUAGUUCUAUGCUUCGAUCAAGAAAUCCUUCAGCUCAAUUUCUUCCUGGUCAUACUGGUAACCAUCAGCAUCAGUCAGGGGGAACACCUGCUGUUUCCAUGCAAGGUGGAUUGCCUCCAGGUCAUCCUGGAGCUCCUAGACAUCCUGGAGGGCAUCCUGGUUCAACUGGUCCUAAUCCAUAUCAAAGUAUGGAAAUGUUGCAAAAGCAGCAAAUGAUGUUGAGGCAGCAACUUCGUCCACAAGGAAUGGCAGGUGGAACAAAUUUCUCCCAUACUAUGCCAGGUCAGACUGCACCAUUACAUCAUUUACCGCCUCAAGCAAAUGUAUCUCAAACAUAUGGAAAUUAUAAUGGAACUCCAAUGCAGCAAAAUACCAGCAUGAUUGAAACAAGAAAUCAAGGAAUGAUGCAGCAGGGUUUUAAUCAAACAUAUGUAAAUCCUCAAACAAGAGCUGGAAUGAUAGCACCAACAGGACAGCAGGGACAAUAUAUACCUCAGACUACAAGAUUGGAUAGACCCCAAUAUACAAUGAAUCAGGGAGGCAUGCAAGCACCAAAUGUAACUGUCGGACAAAUGGCAGGUGGUAUGGGUGGAGUAACCGGUGCCAAUUCACACAUAUCUGUUUCUGGAUCACCCAUGGUACAAGGUGGUGCCAAUACUUAUGGAGGAGCUGCAGGAAAUCCCACUUUGACUACUGGGCAGGCUCAGAUGCAACAUAUGCAGCAAAUUAGACAUCAACAUCAGCAACAGCUAUUAGCCAUGCAGAAACAGCAACAGCAGCAGCAACAACAGCAACAAACUGUGACAUUGGUACCGCAUUUGCAGCGUCAUAUGGCUAAUCCAAAUCAAGGGCCCCAUGCUCCACCGCAACAGCACCACCAGUUUCACCAACCGUACUAAGUUCAUAGUGACCAAUUUUCAUAAAUAAUGACCAUUGAUUUAUUUUAAGUAUGAAAUAACAAUCUGUAAUUUUACUAAGAUUUAAAACAUGCAAGGAAAUACAUAUACAAUAUAUAAAUAUAUAUAUAAUGAUGAUUGUUAUUUUAUGAAAAUUUAACAAAUUAUUAAAAAAACAAAAAUAAGAGUAUAAAAUUUAUUUAUUUAUUACUGUUUAUUUAUGUAAUUACAAUAUAAUGAAAUCUCUAUUAAUUAAAUAUAAUUUUUAUUAUUAUUUUUUAAGAUUUACAUAUUGUGUAUAUGCAAACAUGUACAUAUCUGUAUAAAUAUUUCACUGAUUUUUAUCAUUAUGACUAGCUUCUGAAUAAGUAUAAUAAUGUAUAAUAAAAAUAGGAAUUCAUUUUUAUAAUAAUUGUGAUUCAAAGAGUGUAAUACAUUUUAGAAAAUUAUAUGAUUAAUUGUAUAUAGAGGCAAUUCUCGAUAUUUUGAAUAUCUGUACAAAAGUUACCCGGAUAAUUUUUCUGAAUGAUGUCAGGCAGUAAUGCAUGAUUUUUUCAGCCGACAGAAUUUUUAUCUGUGAUUCUCUCAAGUUUUAUUAUGUCUACACAUCUUCAAAGAAUAAAUUUUCAUUCAAAACUUUGUUGUACAACAAAAUAUAUCUAACUGGAAACUUGUGAUAUUAGGAAAAACUUAUAUUUAAAAAUAAUUAUACUAAUAAUUUUUUUAUCUGUAACCUAUAUUUUCAAUGAAUGUGUGUUGUAAAUACAAUGUACUCAUAUACAUAAAUGUUAAGAUUAAAAUUUUUCUUAUAAAAAAUAUAUAUAUUUGUGUAUAUAUACACAUACAUGCAUAUUUUUUCUUCUGUUGGUAACAAAAUCUAUAAUGAUGUAUUGCAAAAUUUCCAAAUGAUAUUUAAAAAUUUAAAUAAAUAUAAUUAGUCUGAAAUCAUUAGAUCUAACAAUGGGGAAUUUACACAAUUUUUUUUUUGUUGUGUUAAAUAAAAAAUCAAUGUAUCUGCUGAAUUCGUAUGCAUAUUUUGUUUUGUAAAAUUAAUGACGAUUAAAAAAACUUUCAAACUUUA